CUGUACGGCAGCGUCUCGGGAGCCGACGGUGGCUGUGAUGCGGUACGAGCCGGCAUCGGAAGCUGCGAAACUAGGGGCCGCUGCAGCAGGGGCGGGGAGCGGCAUGGGGCCACAGCCCCGCAUGCAGCGGCUCCCUUCAAGCGGCGCUUCGGAUGCCGCCGCCGCCGCAGCAGCAGCGGCGGCGGGGACACCCUACCGCUAUUCUGGGAGCGGCAGCGGAGGCGGCGGCGAUUCUUCCAACGCUGCGGAGGCUGCGCCUGCCGAGGACAUUACCCUCUCCGUCUUCCAGACUGCACCCCUCCCCGCUGACUCCCCGCUCAGAGCUCCCAACCCAGCUGGCCCGGCUCCCAGCUCCUCCGCCGCCUCCGCCUCCAGCGGCCGCAGAUCCAGCUCCGCCGGCAGCAGCAAAUCCGCCCCAGGCCGCAGCGGCAGCGGAGGUACCGGUACGGCAACCCCCGGCGGCGCCGCUCGCUUCACAAGCCCCGGCUCCGGCCGCUCCUCCCGCCCGCCCGCUCCUCCCGCCUCCUCCCCUUCCAAACCCAGUUCCAAGGGGCCCGGUGGCGGCGGCAGCGGGGUGCGCAACCAGCCGGUCACCUUCCAUGCCAAGGUCAAGUCCAGCGGCUACGGUUUCGUGCACCCCACCACGCAGCUGGGGCGCGCGCCGCCACCCCCGGUGAAGGUGGGUCGCUCCGCUGCCGCCAGCAGCGUGGGGCGGCAGCUGCUGGAGUCGCGGCAGUACCCCGCGGAUUGCGGGCCGCUGACCACCCACCAGUCGCGCAACUCGCUGCCCGGCGGGGAGGCGGUGCACCCGGGGGGAGCCAUCGUGCGGAUCGCGUUCUCGAGCGACGCCUCCCGGCUGCUGACCGCCUCCGUGGGUCGCUCCGCCCGUGUGCUGAAGCUGCCGCUGUCCCGCUGGGCGGGCGAGGGCACGGACCUGGUGGGGCACAACGGGCCGCUGCACGGGGCGGACUGGAGCAGGGAGGGCACGCUGGUGCUCACGGCGUCAGCGGACAGGACCGCCCGGUUAUGGGACGCCGCAUGUGCGCAGCCACUGCUAGAGUUCAGCCACCUUAACACGCAGCCGCCCUGGCGACCCACGGGUCCGUCCGCUGGCUCCGCCAUGCCGCCGCCUGCGCCUCCCUCGCCCGCCUCCGCCGGCCGCUCCGCCAACCCGCCGCUGCCCCAUGAAGUCCGCGCGGCUCGGUUCGUGUACAUGGACCAGUUCAUAGCGCUGGCGUGCGGUAACAAGCUGCUGCUGUACAGGUACAAGCUGGCUGACGACCCGGACAGCGACAUUGAGCGCCUGCGCGCCCGCCACUCCUACCGCCUGCUCGCCUGCCACACCUCCCCAGCGCAGUCGCUGCUGGACUUCUCCGUCGUCAACUCCUUCCUCUCCCCGCUCGCCAUCGCCUCCGCCUCCAACCGGGGGCUGGAGCUGGUGGACCUGGCGGUGAUGCGGCCGCUGGCGGCGGUGGCGGAGGCGCACGCGCGACCCGUGGGGUGUGUGGCGCAGGCCGGCACGGCCUCUCUGUUCGUGAGCCACCCCCGGGAGGCGUACGAGCUGUUCGCCACCGCCGCCCCGGACAACACAGUAAAGCUGUGGGACGUGCGCGCGCCGCAGCGCUGCGUGCGGGCCUUCGCUGGCCACAAGAACUCGCAGCUGCCCAUCUCCGUGUCCUUCUCGCCCUGCCUGCGCUACCUGGGGGUGGGCUCCGAGGACAAGCAGGCCUACCUCUACGACGUACGGCAGGGGGUGGUGGCGCACAAGGUGGGGCGGGGGGUGGUGGCGGACGCGGUGACGGGGGUGGCGUGGAGCCCGCUGCACCCGCAGAUGGCGCUGGCAGGGCUGGAUGGCCGGGUGGCGUUCUUCAGUGAUGGGGGCGCGUGAGAGGCAUGGUUGCGUGGGGUGAAUGAUAGAUGAGAAGUGCAGCAACUGGAGUCCGAUUCCCAUAUCCCGACGGAUACAGUGAGUGCUGAGGCGAGUGUGAGGCGGGGGAGAGGGGAGAGGGAGGAGGGGCCAGAGAGCGGUAGGGGGCUGGGAAGGACGGAUGAGCAGUGUACGGUGUGUGCCGGGUGCAAUGUAGGUGUGCAUGCAAGGGGGCUCCCUCUUUGCUGCGAUAUUGUUGGGGAUACGUGUGAUGGCGGAGGUACCUUCUGCUGGAGAGGUUAUCUUCGGCGUCGGACUGACUGCUGCGUGCAACGGUGCGUGCGUGUGUGUCGAGCGGAGGCACCAGGGCACCAGGAGAGCGGUGGGUGCCGGCGGCAGCGGUGGAGCAGGGUGUAAUGCCGAUGUGCGGGUGUUGAGGUGCCGGGGGAAUGGCGGGUGAUGGGGGCUAGUAGUCCCUCUAUCGUUGGAGCACCGGCAGCAUGCCUGUUGUUGCGCGCGUCCUUGACAUGACGUGGACAAGGAAUUCGUAACACAUGUCGUUCGCCGUUUGUACGGUAUCUAGGCACGAAUCUGCGAAUAUCAGGGGUGGUGAGGCUCUGGGAGUUCCUAGUUUUAAAAUACAAGUAAAAUUGAAUUCGCGAACACAAUCCUCCCUCGCAUCAUCGAGUUCUGGCCCAACAAAGUGAAGCCCUCUCACGCAAACAUUACGGGAAAUGUACGGCAGAACGGUUUUUGGG
This is a messenger RNA of Astrephomene gubernaculifera, 2625 nucleotides long. NCBI's taxonomy places the organism in Eukaryota, Viridiplantae, Chlorophyta, Chlorophyceae, Chlamydomonadales, Astrephomenaceae. The record is from the annotation of a GenBank genome assembly.